AUAAAACAAAAACGUGACACAGAUUGGAGAGAGAGAGAGGGUUGGAAGAAGAAGAAGAAGCAGAAGAGUCUCUCUUAGGCUGAGCCUGUAGUUGAGACUGAGAUCGAUCCCCUUGAAUUCAUUCGCAAAUGGGAGAGGUGGCGCGUGGUGGAGGUUGUUGUCCUCCGAUGGAUCUGUUCCGUUCCGAGCCGAUGCAACUCGUUCAACUCAUCAUCCCCAUCGAAUCUGCUCACCGCACUGUCUCCUACCUCGGCGACCUUGGCCUCCUUCAGUUCAAAGAUCUCAAUUCAGAGAAGAGCCCUUUUCAACGGACUUAUGCAGCUCAGAUAAAAAGAUGUGGAGAGAUGGCUCGCAAAUUGCGAUUUUUCAAGGAACAAAUGUUGAAGGCAGGUGUUUCACCAAAACUGUCUACAACACAGGUUGAUGUGAACAUUGAUAACCUUGAGGUAAAACUUUCAGAGAUCGAGUCAGAGUUAACUGAGAUGAAUGCAAAUGGUGAAAAAUUGCAACGCUCAUACAAUGAACUUGUGGAGUAUAAGCUUGUUCUGCAGAAGGCUGGUGAGUUUUUCCACUCAGCUCAAAGCGGUGCCAUAGAACAGCAGAGGGAAUAUGAAUCUCGCCUUUUGAGUGGUGAAUCUAUGGAAACACCUUUAUUACAGGAUCAAGAGUUGUCAGGUGAUUCAUCGAAGCAAAUUAAGUUGGGGUUUCUCGCAGGUCUUGUUCCCAGGGAAAAGUCCAUGACAUUUGAGAGAAUCUUAUUUCGUGCUACUAGAGGCAAUGUAUUCUUGAGGCAGACUGCUGUUGAGGAUCCUGUCACUGACCCUGUUUCUGGAGAAAAGACUGAGAAAAAUGUGUUUGUGGUCUUCUAUGCCGGUGAAAAAGUCAAAGCAAAGAUUCUGAAAAUCUGUGAUGCUUUUAGUGCUAAUCGCUACCCUUUUGCUGAGGAACUGGGAAAACAAGCUCAAAUGAUUACAGAGGCUUCUGGAAAAAUUUCAGAAUUGAAGACCACCAUAGAUACUGGACUCCAGCACCGGGUUAACUUGCUAGAUACUAUUGGCGUGCAAUUCGAGCAGUGGAAUCUUUUGGUCAGGAAGGAGAAAUCCAUUCACCAUACCCUGAAUAUGCUAAGCCUUGAUGUGACAAAAAAAUGUCUUGUGGCUGAGGGGUGGAGCCCUGUUUUUGCAACAAAGCAGAUCCAGGAUGCAUUACAGCGGGCAGCAGUUGACUCUAAUUCUCAAGUCAGUGCCAUUUUCCAAGUUCUGCAUACUAAGGAGAUGCCACCUACCUAUUUUCGCACAAACAAGUUUACUUCUUCAUAUCAAGGAAUUAUUGAUUCAUAUGGGGUUGCUAAAUAUCAGGAGGCAAAUCCUACUGUGUAUACUGUAGUUACCUUUCCAUUUCUCUUUGCCGUGAUGUUUGGUGACUGGGGACAUGGAAUAUGUUUACUACUGGCAGCUCUAUAUUUCAUCAUCAGGGAGAGAAAACUUUCUAGCCAGAAACUUGAUGACAUCACAGAGAUGACUUUUGGAGGUCGUUAUGUUAUUUUGUUGAUGUCACUCUUCUCGAUCUACACUGGUUUGAUCUAUAAUGAGUUCUUUUCUGUCCCAUUUGAACUCUUUGGUCCCUCUGCGUACGAAUGCCGUGAUCUUGCUUGCAGUGAAGCAACAACAAUUGGUCUGAUAAAAGCGCGACGCACGUACCCUUUUGGGGUGGAUCCUGUUUGGCAUGGUACACGAAGUGAAUUGCCAUUCCUAAACUCAUUGAAAAUGAAAAUGUCAAUUCUUCUUGGAGUAGCGCAGAUGAACCUUGGAAUUAUAAUGAGCUUUUUUAAUGCCAUAUUCUUUAGGAACAGCGUAAACAUAUGGUUCCAAUUUAUUCCCCAAAUGAUAUUUCUCAACAGUCUAUUUGGCUACCUAUCCCUUCUUAUCAUUGUAAAGUGGUGUACUGGUUCUCAAGCUGAUUUGUACCAUGUAAUGAUCUACAUGUUCCUAAGCCCAACAGACGAUUUGGGUGAAAACGAACUCUUUGCUGGUCAGAAAAAUCUGCAGCUUGUGCUUUUGCUUCUGGCUGUUGUCGCUGUGCCCUGGAUGCUGUUGCCAAAGCCUUUUAUUUUGAAGAAGCAACACGAAGCUAGACACGGUGCAGAAUCCUAUGCGCCACUUCCGAGCACAGAGGAGAGCUUGCAAGUGGAGUCAAAUCAUGAUUCCCAUGGGCAUGAGGAAUUUGAGUUCAGUGAAAUUUUUGUACAUCAGCUCAUACACACCAUAGAAUUUGUACUUGGAGCAGUAUCUAAUACAGCUUCUUACCUUCGUCUGUGGGCCCUUAGUCUUGCUCAUUCAGAGUUAUCAAGUGUGUUCUACGAGAAGGUUCUGCUUCUGGCAUGGGGGUACAAUAAUGUGAUUAUCCUGAUAGUCGGUAUCCUUGUCUUCAUUUUCGCUACCGUUGGAGUGUUGCUUGUUAUGGAAACUUUGAGUGCCUUCUUGCAUGCGCUUCGACUUCACUGGGUGGAGUUCCAAAACAAGUUUUAUGAGGGCGAUGGUUACAAGUUCUUUCCUUUCUCGUUCUCAUUGCUAGACGAAGAGGAUGAAGUGCUUUAAAAUCACAUUAUUAAUAAGAAAGAGGAGUUAUAUUGCUUCAGAACUGUAUUCAUUCUUUAAUUUGCUGUAAGAAGUUGGUGAUUGGUAUCUGUGGCAUUGUAUAUGGUGGAAUCCUGGUAGCUUUUUCAUCCAACAUCAUGUCGUGUCUUGUUUAUUUAUCCAUUUGAGGGAAUAAAUAUAUCCUAAUUAGGGGAGUGACUUUGUAUGAGCUAUAGGCAGGCGUGAUCAGGUGUAAUAAUUAUUGCUUACAAGAUACCUUCGACAUUUCUAUUUAUAUUUUAUUUAAAUAUAUAUCCUUAUGUAGA
This is a messenger RNA of Lotus japonicus, 2902 nucleotides long. RefSeq names its product V-type proton ATPase subunit a3. Gene Ontology annotation, molecular function: proton-transporting ATPase activity, rotational mechanism; ATPase binding. The transcript is spliced from 18 exons. The coding region runs from base 129 to 2597 and encodes 822 amino acids. Gene Ontology annotation, cellular component: vacuolar proton-transporting V-type ATPase complex; vacuolar proton-transporting V-type ATPase, V0 domain. Gene Ontology annotation, biological process: proton transmembrane transport; vacuolar acidification. The record is from RefSeq and is a predicted model, not a curated record. Lineage: Eukaryota; Viridiplantae; Streptophyta; Magnoliopsida; Fabales; Fabaceae.